Phalacrocorax carbo (great cormorant) is the source of this 1126-nucleotide messenger RNA. Lineage: Eukaryota; Metazoa; Chordata; Aves; Suliformes; Phalacrocoracidae. The record is from RefSeq and is a predicted model, not a curated record.
GAAGUCAUGUUGGACUGUACAGGCGCAGGUAUGCCAGCUUGCUCUGACCAUUUGCAGAGAGGCAAGUAGUAGUUCAGGCAACUGGGAUCAGAAGUUGGUGCUUUUGCAACAAAUGAAGACUGCUGGUUCUUGUGUGCCGCUUCUCAGCAAUGCCUGCAUGGCUAGUCGUACAGUGUUACUUACCCAUUGUCACAAGGUCAGAAGUAAAAAAUGUACUCUUACUCUCAUUUCAUUGCGCAAGUUGCCUAGGAGAUCGCUGUUACAAGAAAACUGAUACUGAGCAUCUCUAUACAGUAGUGUUCGAAGAGAUCUGUGGGCGUUUUGGAAAGACCUAUACCUGGGAUGUGAAAUCCUUGGUCAUGGGUAAAAAAGCCCUAGAAGGGGCACAGAUUAUUCGAGAUGUUCUAGAUCUUCCAAUAACCAAAGAAGAGUUAUUACAUGAAAGUAAAAUGAAGCAGGAGAAGAUAUUCCCUACUGCUGAAUUGAUGCCAGGAGUCGAUAAGCUGAUCCGUCAUUUGCACAGACACAACAUACCCAUAGCUGUUGCCACCAGCUCAGCCGAAGUGACAUUUCAGAUGAAAACAGCCAGACACAAAGACUUCUUUGGUCUUUUUCAUCAUAUUGUGUUGGGAGAUGACCCUGAAGUGAAGUGUGGCAAGCCACAGCCUGAUGCAUUUCUCGUUUGUGCAAAGAGAUUUCACCCCCCUGCACCUCCAGAGAAGUGUCUUGUGUUUGAAGAUUCACCACUUGGAGUCAAAGGAGCCCUGGCAGCAGGAAUGCAAGUGGUUAUGAUUCCAGAUGAAAAAUUAAAUCCGGAUCUCAAAAAGGACGCAACACUACUGCUGAGCUCCAUGGAGGAUUUCAAACCAGAACUGUUUGGUUUACCAGCAUAUGAUUAAUGCCUAAUGGCUAUGAACAUGCACUUGCCUGGAGGUCGGUAAAGUGGAAUGAAAUUCUGUUACAGUUUUAUGAUUGUUUUGCAUCUUUUCCUCUCUUCCUCAAAACUAGAGCACAAAAAUGUUGUUAACACCAAGUCUUCCACAAAGUACCUUUGAAAAUUGACUGGAUUGUUAAUGAUUUGUCCUUGUGAUAAAUGCUAAAUUAAAGCAGCAUUUCAUCUUGUAAA